Messenger RNA from Prorocentrum cordatum, 1239 nucleotides. The record is from the annotation of a GenBank genome assembly. Lineage: Eukaryota; Dinophyceae; Prorocentrales; Prorocentraceae.
AUGCGGGCGGCGGGCGCCUCGUGUGCGCGGUGGGCGGGCGGGGCGCCCUGGGCCGCCGCGCUCCUGGGCGCGGCCGCCGCCCUCGUGGCCGCCGCCCUCGCGGCCGCCAGGGCUGCGGCGGGGGGCGGGGCCGAGCGCUGCGCGCAGGCAGUGGGCCCGGAUGCGGAGUGCCCCGCGGCGCUGGCCGCGCCCCUCGGGGGCGACUGGCGCCGGGCCGUGGUGCCAGGCGCUUUCCCGCCGGUGGUCAUGCAGGCCCUGUUGGACCUGGCGCCCGACGCGGUGGUCCUGGGCGACGGGUAUGGCAGCAACAACGUGAAGCCGUUGUCUGCCUCGGAGUUCUUCGGGGGCGCCAGCCCCUCCUCCGCAGCGGAGUGGGCCGCAUCGCAGCCGGAGGGUGACCAGCGGGCGAAGGCGGUGGCCUGGGCGCGGACGUACGUCGGAGUGGCGCGCAAGAUGAAGCAGCUGGUCGAGGCGCGGCUGAGUCCCAGCGCCCCGCUGAGCUUCGACUUCAUCCACCUGUCGUGUCGGGAGCGCGACGAGACGGUGUUGCACGAUGGCCGAGAUAGUCACCCGGAGCAUGCUGACAACUGCUACCUGAAUCAGACGGAGUGCGUGCGCGACGCCUCCGCCCGCCACUGGAGGAGCCACACGGCCCACGUGUACCUGCACGGCCCCGAGGGCGGGGACUUCGAGGGGGACACAGCGGCGAAGAGCGCGGCGGAGCACGCGAGGAUCGCAGCUGCCGAUCGCCUUCGGCUGCGCGCGGCCAGCAGCGUGGUGAAAGGCGUGGCCAUGUGGAUCUCUGCCGUCGGCGCCGCGCUGGACGGCGCGGCGGUGCUGAAGCAGGCGGCGCCGCCCAGGCUCCAGUGCGAUCUGCGCGGGCCUGCAGGAGCCAGGUUGUGCGCGCGGUGCCGCUGGAUGGAGAGAGCCAGCGAUUGCCUUGGCUCCAUCGUGGCUGCCGCCCUGGACUGCAACAAGGCGCUGCCAGCCAAGGGCGAGCUGCCGCACGUGCUGGUGCAGCUGGCCCCGGCCGCGGAGGCAGCGCUGCAGCGAGACAUGCCGCUGGUGGCAUGCCUGGUGUGCGGGGGGACGGGCGCGGUUCGCAGCAGCUCUUUCGUGAAGUGCUGCGGCGAGCCUGGUGCCAAGGGCAUGCUGGCGAUCUCCAGGCUCGCCGAGGGGCUGGCGCCUGGCGUGUCGGCACGCGUCGCCGUGGCCAUCGAGAAGUUGGACUACGGCUAG